UUUGAUAAGUGAUGUUAGUUGUGUAUUCGUACUUUCAUGUGGACCAAAUUUACACUAUAAAAUCUUUUUGAGCGUAGAAUAAACAAAACAGAUGGUUGGAAAAGUCAAAUGUUGAGGUUAACUUAAAUACACCAUGUUACAUUAAUUUAUUUCAGAAUAACAUGAAUGAAAACAAAGAAACCGUCAUUAUGGAAUUGCAGGAAAACGAGCUCACUGAAAUGAUUAGCAUCAACGUAAUUUGUCGAUUAUGUGCAAACCAGAAUGAUAAACUAAUAGGAAUUUACAGUGAGGAUGGCAUAAAUAACGAUUUAGCUAACAAAAUGAACAUGUAUCUACCGAUCAAAGUAAAUGAGACUGAUGAUUUACCUCUACAGUGCUGUUGGCAGUGUGCCUCAACCGUGUUAGCUUGGCACGAUUUAGUUAUAACAAGUGUGGAGGCUGAUCGAAGAUUGCGGAGUUAUCAGUUUGUUGCAGAAAAACAGUUACACAACGUGCAAGUAAAUUUCCAAGCUGAAGAAAGCUGCCAUUCUUCAGAGAAACAAAACGAGGUUGAACCAGAUCAUGCCAGCCUGAAUGCCUUCUGCCAAGCAGAUAAUGCUCAAAAUGUCAUGGAAGAAAUCAAAGAUUCAAAACGGCCCAUCGAAUCAGAUUUUGUGACAUCCAGUAACGAUAAUCUAAGUGACUUUGCCAACAUUGAACCCCAGUAUUUGCAAUUAAAUAAUGAUCUCUAUGAUAUAAAAAUGGAAGACAAGAACUUGGAGACAAAAGAGAAUAUGGAAUUGCCUCAGAUAUGUCACGGGGCCGACGAUUCAUUAAGUGAUAACAAUGAAAAAGAUUCUCCUGAGGAGAAUCAGACGAUGUAUAAUUUUGGCUGCCAGUACUGCCCGAUGAUGUUUUUAACAGAAGAAGAUAUUAUUAGUCACAUAACGGAAACGCACCCUGACUCCGAUUUUAAAGUGGACGCUCUCAGUCAAGAAGCCCUGCAAAGUCUGAAAAAGAAAAGGAGAAAAAAUAAUAAAAUCGAUCAAGACUUGGUAAACUCGGCUAAAGUUGUAGUCGACGGAAGGAUCUACUACAAUUGCAAGGAAUGCGGGAAGAGCCUCCAUUCACCAUACACUUACGUUUGGCACAUGCGUAUACACACCGGAGAGAGGCCCUACGUCUGCGACUUGUGCGGGAAACAGUUCAGGGUAUCCCAGGGCUUGGUUAGACACCUUAAAGAGACGCACGCACGUAUAAAAAAUUUCGCCUGUGACUUGUGCGGAAGGAUGUUCGCCACCCGUCGCAACGUGGAAGAACAUCGGAGGAUACACACAAACGAACGUCCCUACGUGUGUGAUUUGUGCGGAAAGUCCUUCAAACAAAAAGCUUCUCUAUUCGUACAUAACCGAUCUCACACGGAUACGUUUCCGUUUAAGUGCACGUAUUGCACUCAGGCGUUUCGUACAAAACCACCUUUGCUAAUUCACGUCACAAAACAUACCGGGGAAAAGCCAUACCCUUGCGACGUCUGCGGCCGCUGUUUUAGGAUAAAAUAUGAGUUAAAACGACACAGACUGAUCCACUCCGAUGAGAAGCCUUUUCUGUGCACAACUUGCGGGUUGAGUUUUAGGCAGAAAAGAUAUUUGCGGAACCACAACAAGUUGAACCAUACCGUGCAGUAAUUAAAGUAUUAUGUAUUUAUUAGUUAAUUUGAUAAUGUACACGUACUUUAUUUAUAGUAAAAAUUUAA
Anoplophora glabripennis (Asian longhorned beetle) is the source of this 1732-nucleotide messenger RNA. RefSeq names its product zinc finger protein OZF-like. Gene Ontology annotation, biological process: regulation of DNA-templated transcription. The transcript has 2 exons. Lineage: Eukaryota; Metazoa; Arthropoda; Insecta; Coleoptera; Cerambycidae. Gene Ontology annotation, molecular function: RNA polymerase II cis-regulatory region sequence-specific DNA binding; DNA-binding transcription factor activity, RNA polymerase II-specific; zinc ion binding. The record is from RefSeq and is a predicted model, not a curated record. The coding region runs from base 162 to 1664 and encodes 500 amino acids. Gene Ontology annotation, cellular component: nucleus.